Messenger RNA from Zea mays, 2960 nucleotides. Its product is annotated as ATP binding protein. Gene Ontology annotation, molecular function: protein serine/threonine kinase activator activity; ATP binding; protein kinase activity. Gene Ontology annotation, biological process: protein phosphorylation. The record is from RefSeq and is a predicted model, not a curated record. The transcript is spliced from 22 exons. NCBI's taxonomy places the organism in Eukaryota, Viridiplantae, Streptophyta, Magnoliopsida, Poales, Poaceae. Bases 209 to 2488 code for a protein of 759 amino acids.
UCACGCCGAAAUAAUUACCCCUCUCUUUCCCAAAAUCCCCACUCCUUUUUUCUCCUCUCAAUCUCCCCCGUCUCCCCCCUCCCUCUCCCUUGCUUCCCUCUCCAGUCCCCAGCGCGCGCGACACGACACGGGCCAAUCACCCAGCCGCCGCCGCCGGCGAUCGCCGGAACUCGGCGCCGGUGCUUCCGAGCACGCUCCGCUCGGAACCAUGGUGAGGAGCGGGAGCAUACGGCGGUCCGCGGUGCCCGCGCCUAUGCCGGCGCCGGCGUUUACCGUGUCUCCCGCCGACUACAGGCUGCUGGAGGAAGUGGGAUACGGCGCCAACGCCGUCGUAUACCGCGCGGAGUUCAUUCCCACCGGCCGGACGGUCGCUGUGAAGUGUCUGGAUCUCGAUCGGGUCAACAGUAACCUCGAUGAUGUAAGAAAGGAGACUCAAACUAUGAGCUUGAUAGAUCACCCUAAUGUCAUCAGGUCUUACUGCUCAUUUGUUGUGGGUCAUAAUCUUUGGGUGGUAAUGCCAUUCAUGUCAGAGGGUUCAUGCUUGCACCUAAUGAAGGUUGCAUAUCCCGAUGGUUUUGAGGAGCCAAUUAUUGCCUCUAUUCUAAAGGAAACACUCAAAGCUCUAGACUACCUCCAUAGGCAAGGACAUAUUCAUCGUGAUGUGAAGGCAGGUAAUAUCCUUAUUGAUAAUCCUGGUGUAGUCAAGCUCGGGGACUUUGGUGUCUCUGCUUGCAUGUUUGAUAGAGGCGAUAGACAAAGGGCUAGGAAUACAUUUGUUGGAACACCAUGCUGGAUGGCACCAGAAGUUCUCCAGCCUGGAACUGGAUAUAAUUUCAAAGCUGAUAUAUGGUCGUUUGGAAUAACUGCACUAGAGCUGGCACAUGGACAUGCUCCCUUUUCGAAGUACCCUCCCAUGAAGGUUCUUCUCAUGACGCUCCAAAAUGCUCCUCCAGGUCUUGACUAUGACCGUGAUAAAAGAUUUUCAAAGUCCUUCAAGGAAAUGGUUGCGAUGUGCUUGGUGAAAGAUCAAACGAAGAGGCCAACAGCUGAAAAAUUACUUAAGCAUUCUUUUUUCAAGAAUGCAAAACCUCCGGAGCUAACUGUUAAGAACAUUUUAACUGAUUUGCCCCCUCUUUGGGACCGUGUAAAGGCACUCCAGCUAAAGGAUGCAGCACAACUAGCUUUGAAGAGAAUGCCUUCUUCAGAACAAGAAGCACUUUCUAUGAGUGAGUACCAACGAGGUGUCAGUGCAUGGAACUUCGAUAUUGAGGAUCUAAAGGCUCAGGCAUCACUGAUAUGUGAUGAUGAUCCACCUGAAAUAAAAGAAGACGAUGACACUGGUAGAAUAACUGACAUUGAUAAGGAUACAUCUUCUGACGAUUAUUUUGGAAAGACAGCACCAUCGAAUGGAAAUAACUGCAGUGAUCGUUCUUCUGUGCCAGCAAAUCCUGGUCAAAAUGGUCCCGAAAUAAAUGAAAUAUUGUCUUCCAACAAUGGGAAUGCCUACAGUGAAAGGAAGCCUGAUGGACGUAAAAACCCAGAAUCAGAAAAUGAUUCAUUGCCCUCGACGUCGAAGCAUGAUGCUGAUGGGAAAGAUUAUAGAUGUGAUUUCAGGCAAAAACAGAGGACAUACUCAGGUCCAGUUCUGCAAUCUGGUCCGAAUAAUAGUUCGAUGACUGAAAGGGGCCACAUUAUUGAAAGGGAUGCAGGAGUUCAAUCUGUAUCUGAUAAACAAAAGAAUGGUACAAGAAGAGCCAAUAAUCUUAGUGGUCCUUUGUCACUUCCAACUCGUGCUUCUGCAAAUAGUCUUUCAAGAGCCAAUAAUCUUAGUGGCCCUCUGUCACUUCCAACUCGUGCUUCUGCAAAUAGUCUUUCUGCUCCUAUUCGAUCUUCUGCAGGUUAUGUAGGCUCUUUGGGUGAUAAACCUAAGCGCACUAUGGUGGAAAUUAAAGGCCGCUUCUCAGUGACAUCUGAGAAUGUGGAUCUUGCAAAGGUUCAAGAAAUUCCAGGGAGCAGUGCCUCACGUAAAUUGCAAGAGGGGCCUUCACUGAGAAAAUCAGCCAGUGUUGGUGAUUGGUCAGCGAAUGAUAAGACAACGUCUACUAAUCAUCAAAGGAAGGAACUCUGCAAUAGCUCUGUAUCUACAUCAAUUCUGAUUCCGCAUCUUCAAAACCUUGUGAAGCAAACUGCAUUCCAGCAAGAUCUGAUUACGAACCUACUAAGUAGCUUGCAACAAAAUGAGAGAGUCGAUGCAGCUCAGUCAAGAGUCCAGAGCACGACGAGUGAUACAGUGGUUGAAGCUGCUACUGCUGAGAGAGAACACUCGUUACUUGUUAAAAUUUUUGAGUUACAAUCUAGGAUGAUUUCUUUGACUGACGAAUUAAUUGCGGCAAAGCUGAAACAUGUUCAGCUGCAAGAAGAGCUAAAUGUACUCUACUGCCAAGAAGAAAUCCUGGAUAUGAGAGAGGACGAGAGCGAAGAAGCAUGAUGCGGUGGAGCCUGCCCCCCUUUUUUUACUACUACUACUGAGGGGGACUAAAAGCCACAUGCUCUAAGCCCGUGCAAUUGAGGCUUGGCUAACUGGCUGCAUACAAUACAAGGACUCGAAGGAUCAUUGGCCAACUCCGGGUGCAAUCGAAGAACCUGCAAUGAGUUUGAUGGAGCGGGGUUUAUGAUCGUUGGCCUCGGAUUUGAACUGUUAUGUAUAUUCAGUCGACCCGUUCGAUUUCUGACUCGGGUUUGGUUUGUUCAGUGAGCUUUUAAGGCGUCUUGCGAUGCGCAUCUACUUGAUCAUUAAGAUGGCUAUGACGCCAGCCUCUAAUAUAUACUACUAGUGGUAGUAAUAGGUAUAGCGUCCGUAUAGUACCAUUGUACUUGUACCUCAGAAGUCAGCAAGACUGCGACAAUAAUUGCAUCGCGUCUGUAGACAGCGGAAUGCAUGAGUAGCUACUGUAGUACAA